AUGAGUUAUUCAACAUUUGAAGAAACAUUUCAAUAUCAAUAUAAUAUAAAACGAUUACAUCGAUUUGGAAGUCAAUAUGUUGGAAAUCGAACAUGUUAUAAAACUUUAGAAUGUAAUUAUGGUUUAUUAUGUCUUGAUUGGAGAAAUAUAUGUGAUGGUAAACAACAAUGUAUGGAUGGAUUAGAUGAAGAUUAUUGUGAAUUACUUGAAUAUAAUGAAUGUCAAAUAAAUGAAUAUCGUUGUGCGAAUGGACAAUGUAUUGAUGAAGAAUUUUUUCUAGAUGGUGAUAUUGACUGUAUGGAUCGUACAGAUGAACAAUAUAAAGCAUUAUCAAAAUAUCAUAUUCGAUUUAAUGAUUGUCCAUUUAAACCAGAUUUUAAUUGUGAAGAAUUAUUAGCACCAAGAACAUAUUUUUCUUGUGGUGAUGGUGAAUUAUAUCCAGAUACAGCUGUUUUAUAUAGUGAAUCAUAUCAUAAUGAACAUUGUCUUACUUUUCGUGAUAAAAAUUUCAUGUGUGAAUUAGAUCAAUCUGGACUGAUGAUGUGGACUAAGAAAAAUGGACAGUGUGUACUUUAUGGUCGAUUAGAAGGAAAUACUACAGAUGAUAUUUGUUUAUUUUUGAUUAAAUGUGCAUUAACUAAUGGCCAAGGACGUGGCUGUCCUUGUAAUGGUCAAAAUUGUAAAAAUCGCAUUAUAUAUUAUAAUUGUACAACCAAUGGUAGUUAUGUUGAAUAUCCCAAAGGUGGAAUAUUUGCUCCAUUUGUCAAAACAUUUUAUCUAUUAGAUUAUCUAUAUGGAAAUCGACGACCGAAUAAUAUUUCCUUUAGUGGAAGUAUUAAAUGCAAUGGAUUUCAAGUUUCUGUCAAAGAGUUAAACUUUAUAGAUUAUGAUGCUUUUACAUUUGCUAGUAGUGCUACAUGGCGUCAUUUUGAAUAUUUAUAUUGUAAUAUAAUAAGUACUGGACGAUUUGCUAUCCGUAAUCUAUCAGGUCCGCAAUAUGAUGAAAACUGUUGGAAAAGUUUAUAUAAAUCAGUUAAAUGUCCAUAUACUGAUCGAUGUAUAUCUGUAUAUCGUAUAGCUGAUGGUAACAGUGAUUGUGAAUCAGACGAUGAUGAACCAUCUAACAAUGUCAAUCCUUCACUACUACCUGUUAAUUGUUCAUCAAUUCAAAAGCAUCGUUUUCAAUGUUCUAAAGAAGAACCAUCAUGUCUUUUAAGUACAAAUAUUGGCGACACUUUUCCACAAUGUCUUACUAAUAAUCGUGAUGAAUAUUUUAUUGAAAAAAAUCUAAAAUUAUCAAAUCAUCUAUGUACUAUUGAUAAUCCUUUAGCAUGUCAACUAAUAAAACAAUAUAUUGAACAAUCAUCAUCAUUAUUUCUUUCAAUAAUAAAUACGACAAAUUAUGAUACAAAUAAUAAUUUAACAUUGUCAGAGAUUAAUUCAAUGUCUUUUAAUCAAUAUUGUGAUACAAUUUGGGAUUUAAAACUAGGUUUUGAUGAAACACCAUUUUUAUGUAAAGAUUGGAUUUGUCCAAGUAACUAUUAUCAAUGUCACAAUGGACAAUGUAUUCCAUCAGCAUGGAUUUGCGAUGGUGAAUGGGAUUGUAGUGAUGCAAGUGAUGAAGAAGUUUUCUUAACAAUAACUAAACUAUCGUUGCAUAAUUCGAAAGUUAUCGAUUCUAUUAAAUUACUAAUACUACAAGAAAAAUGUCGUGGAAUACAUAUCAUACGACCAUUUUCAAAUCUUUGUACUCAAUUUGAAUAUCCAUGUUUAUUGACAAAUGUUAAAAAUCCAUUUAAUUUCACUGAAAAUCCUCCAUGUAUAAAUAUAACAAAGAUUGGUGAUGGAAUAUCUGAUUGUUAUGGUGGAUUAGACGAACGAAAUAUUCGUGGUUGUUCUUCCCAAAGAAUGUUAGGUUUUAAUUUUGAUUGUCCAAUAGAACAAUCCGUAACGACUAUUGAUAACCAUUGUAUUCCUUAUAGAGAACAAUGUAUUAAUCGUUGUUUAAAUGGUGAAGAUAAGAUUUUAUGUUUUUAUUUAAAAAAUAAUUCAAAAAUUCGUUGUAAUGGUGAUACAGUUCCACUAACAGAUCCAUAUCCAGAUGUUAAUUGUCUCAAUGGAACAUGUAUAUUAAAUGCUAGAUGUAAUGGAAUAUUGGAAUGUUCUUACGGUGAAGAUGAAUAUUAUUGUGCGAAUAUAUCAACGGCAUUUCGAGGAUAUCGACCGGAUAAACAUCAUUAUAUGACUGAGAUUGUCCAAAAUGUUCAUCUAUCGAAUUAUCCAGAAAAAAUCAAUGAAAUAUUAUUAGAAAAAUCUAAAAAAGAUUUGAAUUUAUCUUCUUCUUCUUUUCAAAUUCCGAAACGAAAAUUAUCUUUACGAAUUGAAAAGAAGAAUUUGAUUAACGAUUAUAGAUAUUUUGAUCCAACAAAUAUUGAUGAUGAACUUUCAGGAAUGGAAGAAUAUUUAAUCAAUACAACAAUUGAAGCAUGGACAUGCAAUCGAGGAGUCACUCACGACUUUUCGUUCGCACCGGUUAGUCGCGUACAUAUCGAUUCUUACGUUCUUCUUCGUAUCUUAUCUUCAUCUUUAUCCUUAUCCCUUGCUGUGAUGANAAGGAGCCGAAUAUUAUAG
Molecule: messenger RNA, 2631 nt
Organism: Adineta ricciae
Lineage: Eukaryota; Metazoa; Rotifera; Eurotatoria; Adinetida; Adinetidae
Source: the annotation of a GenBank genome assembly